ACAGUUAGUGCAGUUGGCUAACAGACACAAAAAAAAAUCAUAAGGAUGACUGGACACAACUAAAAAACCGUGCUUAGGGGACUGUGAAAUCUGACCGCUGCGGAAAUUCAAAUAAGUUUCGUCAGGUUCUAAGAAGCUUUAUGAGGGUGGAAUUAUUGGUGUAAUCGUCUGCUAAGGAUAAUCUGUUCGCAACCAAUUAGAGUAAUUUGAAUUUGAUUAAUGGUGCUUUGCAAACAAAAAUAAUGUGUUUCACAUCUGAAGUGUAAGAGAAAAUGGUGUAAAGUUUAUUGGUGGUGUUAAAACGAGAUGGAUUAUUAGGCGAGUGAACUUUGUUAUUUACUUUCUGUUGACCUGAAAGCCAAGCUGCUUGCAGCAGUUCAACAGUUAUGUUCCGGACAGAUCAUCCAGACAAAAUGAAUAACUAAGAUACUAGCUGAUGAUAAAAAAUAUCUGCAGUGCAAUUUUUAUCACUAAUCAAUCGUCCAAAAAAAAAAUGAUGGCUACUAGCAGAUCGCACUUUCAAAUGAAAAACUUCAUCCACAAAACGGAAUAAUCACCAUACAAUAAAAAAAGAAAAAAAAAGAAUGUGAUCUCUUUCUUUGAAGUAACCAAACAUACCACCAAGUUCCUCUUUUCUAAGUCCCUCAUAUUUUUUAUCAUAAAAAACUAUGAUAAAUCAUAUUCAUCUGCGUUAUACCCAUGUAUUGACUUUUAUACUGUUACAUGCUUUGUUGGUCAGCACUGCACAUGCGGACAAGAGACCAUUUUAUGUUAUAGCACAUAUGGUGAACGAGCUCCGUCAGGUUCGACACUACCUGGAUCGUGGUGCGAACUCCCUGGAAUCGGAUAUUCAGUUCUAUUCAGACGGAUCAGUGAAAGAAGUGUAUCAUGGGUUUCCUUGUGAUUGUUUCAGGACUUGCACAAAGACUGCUGGUUUGUCAGAGUAUUUGCAACACGUGCGGAAAAUUACGGAUCCCAACGAACCGAACAAUUACUACGAUAAAAUGGUGCUACAAAUGCUGGAUUUAAAGAUGAGCUCUUCCAACAAUAAGAAGAAAUCGGGGAGGGAAAUUGCUAGACAUAUUCUUGAUCAUUUGUGGACUCCAGAUGGUAGCAGAGAACAAGAGGUAAAAGUCCUCAUAUACAUCGAGUCCAUAGACAACAAAGACGUCAUAUACGGUGUUCUCGAAGAAUUCCAGGAGAGGGGACAGGAGGCUCGAUUGAAGGACGUUGGGUUUGACGGUGGUCAAGAUGACAUUUUCGCCAUUCGCAAAAUGUUUGUCGACGAGUUUGGGGGCAAGCUCAACGUCUGGCUUGGAGAUGGUAAAUCCAACUGCAUCAGUGCUUUCUAUCCAGAUGGCCGACUCAGACGAGAAGUGUCAAUGCGAAAUUCUGUAAACAAUGAUUUUGUCGGCAAAGUCUAUCACUGGACUAUUGAUCUCAAAUUGCGAAUCCGAUUGUCGUUGAAUUUAGCCGUUGACGCAAUUUUAACAAAUGACCCAGAAGACGUCAUCGAAGUUUUACAAGAGUCAUACUAUAAAAAUGACUUCAGAUUGGCUACUCCGUAUGACGAUCCGUUUUCUACUUUUAGAAAUUGAAUUAAGUUUAGAAUACAUUCUUCUCGAUUUUGAAAGCAGGGUUCUCAAUAUGGUUCGCCAGCAAUUUAACCCGUUAAAAUAUAAUCGUAUACUUAUUCUUAUAAAGAGAAUAGGUGGUAAUUUAUGUCCUUAAAUUUUUAAAAUUUAUUUUGGUAAAAAAGAAAGAAACUUUCCCCAAAAUUCAUAAAUAAUUAACAUUUUGAUCAGUAACAAAUUCGUCAAAAUAUCAAUGACACGAUUCCAUCAUACAUUAUAAGACAUCACAUCGUAUUAAGAUUGUUGUACAGUGCGCAAAAUAGAAAAAGGGACCAUCCUGAAUAACUUUUGAUCUAAUGAUAGGAUGUUCACUUUUUAGGACUCAAACUUAAAGCUUCGAGGGUGUGACCUAAUGUAUGCUAGUUAAUUUGUGGAAACUAUAUUUUAAGUUACGAAAUCAGACACAAAAACGUAUUUUUUCUGAAUAAAUGUACCUUUUUUGAUGGAUUCGGAUUUUUGAUCCUCUAGAUGGAGGGGUAGCAACAAUCUAGAAAAUAGGCUCACAAUAGUUUGGUCAGGAGAGUGGUCCAAAGUUUGAACCCCUAAAUAUUAAUUUUACUUUUUACGUAUUUCACCAUAACUAGAGAAGUUUUAAUUGAAUUGCAAAA
Messenger RNA from Parasteatoda tepidariorum (common house spider), 2242 nucleotides. Its product is annotated as dermonecrotic toxin LcsSicTox-betaIC1. Gene Ontology annotation, biological process: lipid metabolic process. The record is from RefSeq and is a predicted model, not a curated record. Gene Ontology annotation, molecular function: phosphoric diester hydrolase activity. Lineage: Eukaryota; Metazoa; Arthropoda; Arachnida; Araneae; Theridiidae.